AUGAGUCGCAGUACGCAAGGCUGCUGGACGUGUCGCAUUCGUCACAAGAAAUGUGACGAAACCCGUCCUCUCUGCAAAGCUUGUACUUCACGCAAGGUCCAAUGCCAUGGCUACGGGGGAAAACCGACCUGGCUGGACGGCGGUGCCCUGGAACAGGCGCAUCGCAAAGACAUCAAGAAGGCCGUCAAACAGAACUUCAGGUUACUGAGACAGUCCAGGUCCCCAAUUUCCACGGAUGGCCGUGCACGUACGGAGCACCGGCCUAAUGGCAAAGAUCUCAAAUCUCUCAAGAGGCCCGCUCGUCAGGGUGAUCUUGACAUCUCGAUUUCCCCAGAGUUUGUGGAGCUAUCCAAUUCAGAGCUGAGCAGUUCAUUACCACUCACAGCUCCACCGACUUCAUCGAGCAUUGCCCCUCAAGCACAGAACAGCGUGCCCCUGGGUCGGAAUGUGUUCGAAUACCGGGACGCCGAGCUGUUGAUGCACUACUUCGAUUACGUAUUCCCACUACAAUUUCGAUUUCUGGCGCAAGAUCUAGACAAAGGAGGGCGGGGGUGGUUGCUGUGGCUGCUGGUCAAGACGGGGCCUCUCUACCAAGCAGCACUAAGUCUAGCUGCGUUGCAUCAAUAUACGCUCCGCUAUCGAGAUCAAAGCGAGAAAUAUGUCGAACUCCACAGUUACCAUUCCAAGGCAUUGCGGGACCUGCAGUUGUUUCUCCAGGAAAAUCAAGCGACGAACACCAUCGGAGAAACUACACGACAGAUGGAGGUGCUAGCUUGUGGAGUAUCGUUGAUCAGCUUUGAGCUUUUUCGGGGAGGUGUCAGUGAUUGGCAAUUGCACCUGAACGCACUUGCAUCGAUUGUCCAGAGUCUUGACCCAGAGGUGCUACCGAAGUCCAUCAACAGCCUACUGCAAAGUCCAUCACCAUCUCCACCGGGUCCAGAGAGGGCAGCGUUCCCGUUCCUAGUUGCUGUUGUACUGUGGUUCGACCUGCUCUCAUGCGCAUCCACUGGUGAGGCUCCGCGCCUUGCAUAUCAAGCACUACUUCAUGAUUAUCCCAUCAAACUCGAAGAUGUUGUGGGUUGCCAAAACUGGGCCAUGGUAGCAAUUGGCGAUUUAGCCAUCCUGGAUCUAUGGAAAAAGCAAGCCGAGCAGGAUGGAAAUUUGAGUGAGGCAGACAUGCUUCUACGAACUCAAAGUAUACAGGAAAAGCUGGAAGACGGACUCAACACUCUCGAACUAGACUGUAUGGCAGCAAGCAGUCAGGUUCCGGGCCUUGAGAUCAGGAAUAAUGUUGUGUGCAAGGUCACAAGAAUAUUUGCUUCUGCAGCCCUUGUCCAAUUGCACACUAUCAUUCAUGGUGCUCAACCUGGCCAAACCAACGUCAAAACCGCUGUUGAGAGGACUAUCAAAGCUCUUGACCAAGUCCAGGACCAUCAAGAUAUGCGUGGCCUCAUCUGGCCCAUCUGCAUAUCCGGUUGCAUGGCGGAAGAACAUCAGCAACCGAUGUUCGAACAUCUGAUAAAGAAGGUGAUUGGUGAGUCACUGCAAGAUUUCGGAAACUCAACGACUAUUCUGCACAUCAUGCAAAAAUGUUGGAGCAUGCGACUUUCCCAACCAAACAAGCAAUGGAACUGGCAGAGCGCGAUGGCUGAGAUGGGCAUUUGCGGGCUCUUAGUCUGA
Messenger RNA from Exophiala bonariae, 1680 nucleotides. RefSeq lists its product as uncharacterized. The record is from RefSeq and is a predicted model, not a curated record. The coding region runs from base 1 to 1680 and encodes 559 amino acids. Gene Ontology annotation, molecular function: DNA-binding transcription factor activity, RNA polymerase II-specific; zinc ion binding. Lineage: Eukaryota; Fungi; Ascomycota; Eurotiomycetes; Chaetothyriales; Herpotrichiellaceae. The transcript has 2 exons. Gene Ontology annotation, biological process: regulation of DNA-templated transcription.